AUGUCCGUAAAACUAUUCGUCGGUGGUCUAUCAUGGACAACCGAUGACCGAGCACUCCGUCAAAAAUUCGAAGAACACGGAAACGUCCUAGACGCAGUGGUGAUACGUGAUCGUGAAACGGGACGUAGUCGCGGUUUCGGAUUCGUGACGUUCUCGAAUAGUAGUGAAGCACAGUCGGCAAUUAGGAGUUUAAAUGAUACAGAGUUUAACGGACGUACGAUUAAAGUUGAUCCUUCUAGCUUUGCGUAUGGAAGUGCUGUGGGUGGUGGUUUAUAUUAUGGAUACGGUGGAAGUUUUGAUGGUAGUACUGGCGGUGGUGAUAAUGGUAAUAAUGAUACUAGUGGUAAGGGUGGUGGCGAUGUGUAUGGUGGAUUUCGAUAUGGAGAAAAUUGA
Molecule: messenger RNA, 393 nt
Organism: Ambispora gerdemannii
Lineage: Eukaryota; Fungi; Glomeromycota; Glomeromycetes; Archaeosporales; Ambisporaceae
Source: the annotation of a GenBank genome assembly